Messenger RNA from Onychostoma macrolepis, 1723 nucleotides. RefSeq names its product 5-hydroxytryptamine (serotonin) receptor 7a (gene htr7a). NCBI's taxonomy places the organism in Eukaryota, Metazoa, Chordata, Actinopteri, Cypriniformes, Cyprinidae. The record is from RefSeq and is a predicted model, not a curated record. Gene Ontology annotation, molecular function: neurotransmitter receptor activity; G protein-coupled serotonin receptor activity. Gene Ontology annotation, cellular component: dendrite; plasma membrane. The coding region runs from base 1 to 1434 and encodes 477 amino acids. Gene Ontology annotation, biological process: smooth muscle contraction; circadian rhythm; G protein-coupled receptor signaling pathway, coupled to cyclic nucleotide second messenger. The transcript is spliced from 2 exons.
AUGGUGCUGGGUGAUACCAACAGAUCAACUGUCGCGCAAAGCCACGGAGAAACUAUGAAGUCCUUGAUGGGCGAGGAGCGCGCGCUAGAGACAGGUGCAAGCGUGGAAACCUCUAACGGCAUGAUGAUCUCCGAGGUCCUUAUCCCUCGCCUAUUCAAAAUUGCGCACGAGUCUGGAGAGGUGGCAGUGGCUGCGGGCUCCGGAUCCUUGGAAAUGAAGCCUUCCAGCUCCCCGAUCCUUCUGGAGAUGAUGGAGGUGGCGAACGGCACGCGCUGCGCGGAGCAGAUCCUCAGCUACGGAGAGGUCGAGAAGGUGCUGAUCGGUGGAGUGCUGACCAUGCUCACGCUCAUCACCAUCUGCGGGAACUUGCUUGUGGUCAUCUCUGUGUGUUUCGUGAAAAAGCUACGGCAGCCCUCCAACUAUCUCAUCGUGUCCCUCGCGCUCGCGGACCUCUCCGUUGCGCUCGCGGUGAUGCCGUUCGUCAGCAUCACGGACCUGAUCGGUGGCCGCUGGAUUUUUGGCAAGUUCUUCUGUAACGUGUUUAUAGCCAUGGAUGUGAUGUGCUGCACCGCGUCCAUCAUGACCCUCUGCGUUAUUAGCAUCGACCGGUACCUUGGCAUCACCAGACCCCUAACUUACCCAGUGAGGCAGAAUGGCUGGUGUAUGGCCAAAAUGGUGCUCUCUGUAUGGCUGCUUUCUGCGUCAAUCACUUUGCCGCCACUGUUUGGCUGGGCACAGAACGUGAACGAUGACCGUGUGUGUCUGAUCAGCCAGGACUUUGGCUACACUAUUUACUCUACAGCUGUUGCGUUUUACAUCCCCAUGACUGUCAUGCUGGUCAUGUAUUACCGCAUCUACCGUGCUGCCAAGCUCAGUGCUGCCAAACACACCAUCACCGGCUUCCCUCGUGCAGGACAGGAGGAGGAAGAGGAGGAUGAGGCAGAAGGGGCUGAUGGGGCAGAAGAACAUGUGGAAGUGGAUUGCGUAACUGUCGCGAUCAAGCUGCAGAGGGAAGUGGAAGAGUGUGCGCGUCUGCCUCGACUCCUGCGAGGAGUGGGCAGGAGGAGCUCGGACCGCAGGAGCAUCUCCAUAUUCAAGCGGGAACAGAAGGCGGCGGCCACGCUCGGCAUUGUGGUAGGAGCGUUCACCGUCUGCUGGCUUCCCUUCUUUCUCCUCUCCACGGCCCGGCCCUUCAUCUGCGGGACAGAGUGUAGCUGCAUCCCGCUGUGGGUGGAGAGAACGCUGUUGUGGCUGGGCUACGCCAACUCACUCAUCAACCCCUUUAUCUACGCUUUCUUCAACCGUGACUUGCGUACCACCUACCGAAGCCUGCUCAGCUGCCGUUACCGCAAUAUUAACCGCAGACUGUCAGCCGCCGGCAUGCAUGAGGCCCUACGACUGGUGGAAAGACCGGAGGUGGUUGUCUCUGGGUGACCCCAACUGUGCAAACAAAGUUCAGAGGUCAACAUUUGCACAGGAACUCACAAGCCUAAAUGGUCAUGAUGGCAUUUAGGGUUGUGUCAUGUUUGGACAGUACCUACACAGUCCAAAACAGUGGUCAAAUUAGACAGAGGCGUGCAUUAUGGUCAAUGCAAUUGCAUUUUCUCAUCUUUGCUGACACAGGAACACAAUCACUGGCUUUCCUUUAGUAGAACAAGAGAGAAAAAUACAUAUAGCUGAUGAAUUAUGAGUUCAGCUUCUAUUUCAAUUACAGAUAAUCUAA